This is a messenger RNA of Naegleria fowleri, 1854 nucleotides long. RefSeq lists its product as uncharacterized. Bases 1 to 1854 code for a protein of 617 amino acids. The record is from RefSeq and is a predicted model, not a curated record. Lineage: Eukaryota; Heterolobosea; Eutetramitea; Acrasida; Naegleriidae. The transcript has a single exon.
AUGAUCAUAAAGGACUGUCCGCUCAAUCAUCAUCAGGAGAAGGAGGACCAUCAUGAUCAGUCCAUUAACAACAACGACAACACCGAAGAGGAAUAUUGGAGUCUUGAAAAAUUACAAAAAUUACCCUAUGUAAUUCAUGGUUCUGCAGAUUCUAUUGAUAGAGAUGUCAUUUAUUGGAUUCCGAUAGGCUCAAGAACACCUUUACAAAGUAAUAACCCAAAACGAACUCGUUUACCAAGUCAAAAGAGAUGUUUUCAAUUUUGUGUGGAGAAUAAGAAUUAUGAAAACAGAAAUUUAAUUGUGGUUGACAUGGAGAGAGGAAUUGUUGUGGAUUGUUUCAAAGGGACGUGUGAUGCGAUAAAUAAUCAAAUUAAAUUGACCUAUGGCUUGCACAAACAACAGCAUGAUUGUCCUAUCAAAGAUAUUGUUCAUAGAAACAUUGCAUUAAAGAUGACACGAGGUAUGAGACAGAUCUUGUCCAUGGUUGGUAGAGUGUGUAGAAUUCACAAAGCCAAAAUACGCCAACAGAAAGUGCUGAAAGAAUUUCUUGGAAUUGAAACCUCAGAUGUAGUGAACGAAUUAUUGGAAAAUAUGAAUGUUAUCCAUGGCUUUAUUGACGAAGAUUUAACUUUGAUGUAUCAUGACGACAUGAAAUCAAAUUUAAAAUCGUUAAAUUUCAUGAAAAGAGUUGAAAGUGUACAAGCGGUGAACUAUGCUCUAAUUUGUAAACAAUGCAUUCUUUGGGAAAAGGAAUUUCAAUCAAAACAAAAAAAGCAAGCUCUAUACAAAGAAGGUUUGCAAAUGUGGCUUACUAAUCAAGGUUUUAAUCAUGACAGUUUAUCAAUCAAUUUUAGAAUGCUAAAAAAGAAACAACGAGCUCAAGAUCUUCCCAUGUUAAUUCAACAAGUAUUUGAAACAAAACCAUCACAGACAAAAUCAACUAUUUUAGAUGCUAAAACUGCUGGAGAAGAAGGAGAUUUUUUACACAUUAUCAAAUCUAUUACCUUUCAAAUGGUUCAAACGGAUGCUCAACUUGAAAAUGUCGAACUUUAUUCCAAGAAAAUGGUUGUUGAAAGAGAUCCCAGGACUCAACCUCUCAUGUACAGAGAUGUAGACUUUAUGUAUAACAAUUUGAAUACUUGUUUUGAGAUACUGAACGAGUACAGGAAUAUUAUAACCACAAAGAUUAAGAACAACAUUUCAAUCACCAUGAUGAACAACUAUUUAAAUUGCUUUCGAGUACUUGAUCCCUUUUCUUUAGACAUGAAUGCAUUUCAGCAACAAUGUAAUGGAAUGUUGAUAGACAUGAAAAAGGAACGGGUAGUAUGCUCUCCUCCCAUAUUUCUAAAAAAACUUUUCGAUCACUCUUUCGCUCUUCAACAUCACACCCAACAAGAACAGCAUCAAUCUAUUGAAAAACUCGAAUUUCAUUCUAAAGACUCGAGAGACUUGCUUUUCAAUUAUUCAAAUGUCACAUAUCCUCUCUAUUCACUGUUCAUGGAAAAUAAUGAGAUCAACAUUCUGGAUGCUUCUCAUGGCACUAUGAUUGUGAAUGAUCCUAUGGCACAGAAGUUAAUAAUGGAUCUUCUUGAAACAAAAUUGUCUCAAAAAGAAACAUUGAAAGACAUACUCAACAUGAACGAGUACACUUAUUCAUUCAGGAUCCUGCCAGAUUCCAAUCAGAUUUUGCUUGUCGCUGUUUGUGACUUGUUGACUUUUCGUUACUUAUCUCCCACACAAAUACUGAAAUUUUGGAGAGAAAAUUGGAGAACAAGCAAGCAAUUUAAUAUUACUUCCCACCGAUAUCAUGUCACGAGUGAAUAUUUUCACCUCAAUAGAGGAGGUGAAGCUUGA